UCAGAGCACUGACAAACAUAACAAUCAUAUCUUAUAAUUCUUAUUCUCAACGUUAAACUUUACAGAAUAACCAAACCUGUUCCAUUGUAAAGUAGCAUUCCCAGAAAUCAUUCAAGAUUCCCUUCUUUCCACAACUUCAUCAUCAACAUCAUCAUGUCCUUAAACGUCUUCACCUUUUUCCUCUUUGUCUUCUUCACACCCAUUACUUGAAACCCUCACAUCACAAUGCCCCUGUUUUGCUAAACUCAUGCAAUGAUCUUCCCACUGUGAAAAAAGCCCAUGCCUUUCUCAUUGUCUCUAAUGCAUUGGUGUGCAGUACCAAUUCCACUGCUUCAAAGAUCCUCACCUUGUAUGCACAGUUUCAUGACCUUGACAGUGUCCUUGGUGUGUUCAAAACAAUGUUAGAGGAUAAACCCAAUACAACAAUGUGGAAUUUGGUUAUAAGAUCCCACGUUGAUUUGGGACUAUUCCAUUCAGCUUUGUCAAUUUACAAAAAGAUGAGACAAAUGGGUGUUACUCAUGAUACUUUUACUUUUCCAAUAGUAAACCGAGCCUUAUCAUCCAUCAGGAUAGAUGCUGUGUAUGGAAAAAUGAUCCAUUGUGUCGCAGUUCAAAUGGGUUUGGAUGUGGAUUUGUAUUUUUGUAAUACCAUGAUUGAUGUUUAUGUGAAAUGUGGGUGCAUUGGUUACGCUCGCCAAUUGUUUGAUGUAAUGUUGUACAGAGAUGUGGUUUCAUUGACGCUGAUGAUUGCUGGAUAUAUUUAUGAGAGACAUGUUAGAGUGGCUUUUGAUUUGUUCAACAAGAUGAGGAUGGAAUUGGAACCGAAUUCGGUUACUCUUAUUGUAAUGUUGCAGCCAUGUUGUGCUUCCACAACAUUGAACAUGGGAACUCAAAUUCAUGGGUAUGCAGUGAAGAGUGGAUUACUAAUGGAUUGGACAGUGAAAAAUUCAGUUUUGAGAAUGUAUGCUAAUAAAGGGAGCGCUGAAGAAGUUGAACUUUUAUUUUGUGAAAUGAACAGAAUGGAUGUGGCUUCCUGGAAUAUUUUAAUUUCCUUUUAUUCCUCGGAAGGAGACACGAUGAGAGUGGCUGGUUUGUUCAACGAAAUGAAGAGCCUAGAAGUGCAUUUGUGGAACAUUGAGACCUUAACGCUAGUUAUAUCAGCAUUUGCAAAGUCUGGUAGUCUUUCUGAAGGUGAAGGAAUGCACUGCUUAGUCAUAAAAUCAGGGUCUUCUGAUGAUGUUUUGCUGACUUCUCUUCUUGACUUUUAUGCCAAGUGUGGGAAAUUGGAAAUAUCAGUUCAACUGUUAAGAGAAAUUCAUUUUAAAAGUAACAUCACUUGGGGUGCUAUGAUGUCAGGUUUCAUUCAAAAUGGUUCAUUUAUGGAGGCCAUAGUUUUAUUCCAACAAAUGCAAGCUGAAAAUCUUGAUAUUGUCCCUGAAAUUUGGAGAAAUCUACUUGAUGUAUAUGCGAACCUGGGAGUUCUGAAAUUGGGCAAAAUGGUCCAUGGUUAUCUUAUAAAGAACUUGUUCAAUGGACCUGUAGAAGGUACUGUACAACUGGAGACUUCUAUCUUAAACAUGUACAUAAGAGGUGGUAGCAUGUCUUCUGCUAGAGCAUGUUUUGAUAGGAUGCCUGUCAAAGAUGUUGUAGCAUGGACAACAAUGAUUGAGGGACUUGGCUCCCAUGGUUUUGGUUUUGAAUCCCUUACGUAUUUUAGUUUAAUGAUGGAACAAAAAGUGCAGCCGAACACCGUCACCUUCUUGAGCUUACUUUCUGCUUGUAGCCACUCUGGUCUUGUCAGUGAAGGCUGCAAUAUUUACUAUUCUAUGAAAUGGGGUUUUGGUAUUGAACCAGCUUUGGAUCACCAUACUUGCAUUGUGGAUCUUUUUGGUCGAUGCGGAAUGCUUAAAGAGGCCUUAGCCAUAAUAUUGAAAAUGAUAAUUCUACCUGAUAGCAAGAUUUGGGGUGCUCUUCUAUCAGCUUCCAGAGUUUAUGGAAAUAAAAAAUUUGGAGAAUAUGCAGCACAAAGACUUUUGGAACUAGAACCUGAUAAUGCAGGAUACUAUACUCUUUUGAGUAAUGUAAAAGCAAGUGUUGGAAGAUGGAAUGAGGUUGAAGAAUUAAGGAGAGUUAUGAGUAAAAUGGAUCUCAAGAAGAAACCAGGGUGGAGCUGCAUUGAGGUAAAAGGGGUCAUCCAUGGAUUUCUUUCUGGAGAUAUAUCACACCCUGAAGCAGAGGAGAUUUAUGAGGCAUUGGGUAGAUUGAGUAGAGUAACACAGGAUUUUGGAUAACAUGUUUUAAGCAGUUCUAAAGGGCAUUUAAAUCUACUUCUUGGCUCAUACCAGCACAUUCAAACCAGUGUCAGGCAAAGCACUGCAAAGCCAAAUCCUAGUUCUUCAGCGAAGAAAAUUGAACAAUUUGUGAUUGUUUCUGUCCUUUUUUUUCCAGUAGUUACUAGAAUAUAUCUUGAUAUUCGAUUUCAAUAUUAGUUCUCACCUGUUUCUAUUACUUCUAUCCAUGUAUUCUGAAUUUAGGAUUAACAAUUUGUUGCAGGAAAUCAUAUAUGGUUUCCUACAUGUCCUUCCCCCAUUUUUAAAUGA
Messenger RNA from Gastrolobium bilobum, 2600 nucleotides. RefSeq names its product pentatricopeptide repeat-containing protein At5g16860-like. The record is from RefSeq and is a predicted model, not a curated record. NCBI's taxonomy places the organism in Eukaryota, Viridiplantae, Streptophyta, Magnoliopsida, Fabales, Fabaceae. The coding region runs from base 399 to 2291 and encodes 630 amino acids. The transcript has a single exon. Gene Ontology annotation, molecular function: protein binding; RNA binding. Gene Ontology annotation, biological process: RNA modification.